AUGGAUAGCGAUGGGAAAUACGUUCGUAUAAGGAAAGAUUUUGUAGCUUAUUCGAGUGAUGAAGAACUUGAACAAGAAGCUAGCCAUAACAGUAUUGCAGAAAGCAACAGUGAAAAUUGUGACUCGCGCAGCGACUGUUCUGAAACAUACAGCGAUCAUAGUCAAUGCCCCGUUAUCGAUAGCGAUUGUGCUGGUCAGCAAGACAGUGAAGACAGCAGACUUUCUAGAGACGAAAUCAACGACCCAGUGAUUGCUCGUACUACUGACGGAGAAUCGGAUCCACAAACCAACACGAACACUAACACCCAAAAAGGUGAUAGCGACCGCAUGCAACAAAUAGAAAAAAUAUUGGCUGAACUUACUAAAGCAUUCAAACAUUGUGAGUCUAACAUGCCGACUAAUCGUCAAACUGAGCAUAGUUGGGAUUUCAGCGGUGAAACAUCUAAGCCUCAAAACUCAUACCCAAACGUUCGUUUGGAACAUAUCAAUCGCUUCCCAAGCGGAAUUCGUCCCAAUCAAAUGUUGGCUGAAUGGUUCGAGUUCAUUGAAAACUUUGAGGUAGCGAUGUCAUUGUACAAUGCAAACGAUCCUGUAUAUAGAUCAAAGUUACUAUAUCUCUCCCUCGGUCAAGAGCUACAAGCAAUUGUAAAGGCUGCUAACCUGCGGCCCGCUUUAAUAGACACAAAUUGCUACAGAACAUUUGUAGAAAAUAUAGAGAACCACUUACGCUCAAUGACAGACACGGCUGCUGAACACCGGGCAUUUCUCAGUAUGAAACAGGAGAAAGGCGAGUCUACGGUUGCGUUUCAUGCUCGGUUAGUUAGAAAUGUGAAACUUUGUGGUUAUAGUGUUUGUGACCAAAAUCGGUUUGUUCGGGCACAAUUGCUUGAUGGUCUGAAAAACAAAGAGUUGGUAAAAGCGGCACGCACAUAUGGACACGACACCAACUUCAUAGUGCAGUCAUCCACUCGAUAUGAGGCUUACGAAUCGGAAAUAACUCAGCAACCAAUAGACCCGAAUGUUUUCGAAAUUGGUCGAAACCAUGGAUAUAACAAACGAAGCAACCAGUGGAUUGACAACAGCCAAUGCAAGUAUCGCCGAAUGAAUCAAAACUAUACGCAAGAUCAUCGAUCUAGUUACAUCGAUCGUGGAAACAGUUACUUCAAGCAACCUAGUGGCCUGCAUCUCAACACUCAAACACGUGGUCGACGAUCACGGUGCCCAAGAAAAUGUAAUGCCUGCGGCCAACAAGGACAUUUUUCGGUAACAUGUCGAUCAAAACGCCUUCGACCGGUUGAGCAGAGGGAGCUAUGUGGUGAACCUUCUGGCGAUGAAAUUAGCGUCGACUCAAAGCAGAAUAUAAACGCUAUGAGUUUGGACGAGGCAUUAAUCGAUUGUAGUGUCGCAUCCUGUAAACCCAUUCGCUUUCUCAUCGAUUCGGGGGCUGAUGUAAAUGUCAUCGGUGGCAAAGAUUGGUUGAAUCUAAAACGUGAGCUCAAGGCAGAUUCAACAGAACUCGAAAUUAUUCAACAAUCUCAAAAACAUCUACAUGCUUACGCUUCUACUCAACCAAUGCCAAUCGAAUGCAUAUUCAAAGCGAAUGUUGAGGUAUUAGGUGCCGAAAAACCUUCAGUUAUCGCAUUGUUUUACGUUGUCCCGAACGGCAUAAGAUCACUUUUAGGUAGAUCCACUGCUAGUGACUUGAAAUUGUUACAGGUGGGAAUGAGUGUGAACAGCGUUAAAACACUUGACCACAUUUUCCCGAAAAUGCCGGGUGUAUCAGUUAAAUUCAAUGUAAACCAAUCGAUCACUCCAACCAAGAAUGCAUACUAUAAUGUUCCGGCAGCGUUCCGGGAGGCAGCACGACAAAGGUUACGUGACAUGGAAAAACAAGGAAUAAUCGAAAAGGUUACGGCUGCACCUAGCUGGAUUAGUGGUAUGUCAGCCGUAGCUAAAGGUAAAUCAGAUUUUAGGCUUGUCGUAAACAUGCGUGCUCCAAACAAAGCUAUAAACAGAGAGUACUUUCGAUUACCAUUAAUAGAAGAAAUGCGUAUAAAGCUGCAUGGGUCUAAAUUCUUUUCCAAGCUAGACCUUAGCAAUGCGUUAUACCAUUUAGAACUUGACGAAGAAUCGCGCGAAUUGACAACGUUCCUCGCUGAAAACGGCAUGUAUCGUUUCACUCGGCUAAUGUUCGGAGUUAAUUGCGCUCCAGAAAUCUUUCAACGGGAAAUGACUCGCUUGUUCAUAGGCAUGGAAAACGUGAUUGUGUACAUAGACGAUAUCCUCGUUUUCACUAAAUCCUUAGAAGAAUUAAGGAUAACUGUUAGAAAAGUGCUGGAAAUUUUGCGAAUCAAUAAUUUAACACUCAACAACAAUAAAUGCGAGUUCGAUAAAGAGCGUAUAAAGUUCCUUGGACACCAACUAGAUGGUGAAGGUUUUCAUAUUGAUGAAGAGAAAAUCAAAAGUGUACGCAAUUUUCGAGAGCCCUCAACUAUUUCAGAACUUCGUAGUUUUCUCGGUUUGGCGUCUUUUAUUAGUCCAUAUAUUAAAAACUUUGCAGACUUGUCUCAACCACUCUGGGAAGCUACAGUAAAAAAGACAUGGAAUUGGGGAAAUGAACAAAAAAGCGCAUUUCAGAAGAUCAAAAAUCGCAUAAUUUAUAGCACGAUCGCUCUCGGAUUCUUUUCGGAUACUGAUAAAACAAUCCUAUAUACCGAUGCUUCCCCGAAUGCACUGGGAGCUGUUUUAGUUCAGGAAGAUAGCGAUUGUAAACCGAGAAUCAUCAGUUUUGCUUCAAAAGCACUAACAGCAACUGAGCGAAAAUAUGCUCAGAAUCAGCGGGAAGCGCUAAGUGCAGUAUGGGGAGUGGAACACUUUUCAUACUUCCUUCUGGGAAGACAGUUUACUCUACGUACAGAUGCUCAAGGAGUAACUUUUAUUUUCAACAGAUCAAGAGAAGAAUCAAAGCGGGCUCUGACUCGUGCGGACGGCUGGGCACUCAGAUUAAGUCCAUACAGUUACGAAAUUGAAUAUGUGCGCGGCAGAGACAACAUAGCCGACCCAUCUUCUAGGCUAUAUGAUGGGGAAGACGAACCGUUCAAUGAUGACAUCAGUCCAUGGGAAAUAGCGGCGCUCGAAGCCAACGCUGUAAACAUUCUGACUGAACAAGAGAUCGCGAGCGCUACGCUAAAGGAUGAAACACUACAACGCGUAAUAAUCGCUCUAGAAACAGGGCAAUGGUCUGAUGUAGAUGAAAGGUACAAAAAGGUGAGGGAAGACCUAUCUAUCCGGGAUGGUAUUAUAAUGAAAACGGGAUGUGCAGUCAUUCCAACUACGCUGCAGAACAAAGCUCUCGAAAUAUCGCAUGAAGGGCAUCCGUCGAUUGCGAAAAUGAAGAGUAUAAUCAGACAACGCGUUUGGUGGCCAGGUGUAGCGAAAAUGGUUCAAAAAUGGGUAGAAUCAUGUGAAACGUGUGCUAUAAACGGAAAACCAGAGAGACCCACCCCGAUGCAACGGAUGUUCGCUCCAAAAGUUGUGUGGGAGACAAUCGCGAUCGAUUUUAACGGUCCUUAUGUGAUAUUUGGAGGUAUCUCAAUUCUUGUCGCAAUAGAUUACAGAUCACGAUAUCUGAUUGCUCGCCCCGUAAAGUCCACGAGUUUCGAAUCAACCAGAAAGGUCUUAGAAGAGAUUUUUGAUAAGGAGGGAUAUCCAAAGAAUAUUAAACCCGACAACGGGCCUCCGUUCAAUGGUACAGAUUAUAGGGAAUAUUGUGCAGAGCGAGGUAUAACAGCACUGUUUUCCACGCCCUUGUUUCCUCAACAGAAUGGACUUGUGGAAAGCGCAAUGAAAAUAGUCAACAAAGCAAUGAAUGCUGCCGUAUGCGACAAAACGAGCUACAUUGAUGAAUUACGACAAGCAAUACACGCAUAUAAUGCUGGGGCCCACAGCAUUACCAAAUUACCACCCGAGGAAAUUAUGUCAGGAAGGAAAAUCAAACGUGGAUUGCCGUUGAUUAACUACCAACGAGUUCCAAUUGACGAUAAAGCCUUGGACAGCAUGGAUCGUCAGGCAAAGUUGAUUGGAAAACAUAGGGAAGACUAUCGAAGAGGAGCACGAAAAUGCCGUGUGAAAGAAAUCCCGCAAGAAAUUUUCAGUCAAUUCGACGCGGAGAUCGUAUAA
Molecule: messenger RNA, 4179 nt
Organism: Malaya genurostris
Lineage: Eukaryota; Metazoa; Arthropoda; Insecta; Diptera; Culicidae
Exons: 4
Coding region: 1-4179 (1392 amino acids)
Biological process (GO): proteolysis; DNA integration
Molecular function (GO): nucleic acid binding; aspartic-type endopeptidase activity; zinc ion binding
Source: RefSeq, a predicted model, not a curated record